CGCUCCCUCCGCUGCCACGUCGGACCAAUCAUUUCAACGCUUUCACAAACUCUGUGUGGCUCAAGGAUAAACACAACACGCAAUACGCCAGGUGUCUGCGCUCUAACUUACACCGCCUCUGCUGCUAACCUGAGCCGCCUUUCCUCUUUCUCCCUUAGCUUCCUCCACACAACCAAACCGUUUCCCUCCAUCUCCCUCCGUCUUCAGCUCUCCAAGUUUCGUGUCCAUACACGCGCGUAGUCGAGAUCUCAGAGAACCGUCAGAUGUAUGUGCUCGGAGAGAGAUGUGAAUCAUGGCGUCGUCAACCGCUCUGAAAGCCAAUCUCUCUGCGUCGUCUCCUCUCCAACGCUCUCUGAUAUGUAAUAUCAGGCCCAAAUUCAAGCAUAAGAGAUUAGUUUCUAUUGCAGUAAAUAAAAGAAAAGGCCCAUUCUCAUUGACUGUGAGGUCUGUCUUGGACAGCAAGAAGUCAAUCAUUAAUGGUAAUGGGGCCACUGAGUCUGCAGGGAUUCUUUUGCAAAGGUUGUUUGCCGAGAAACAGAAACUAGAAGAACAGAUAGGCAGAGAUCCAAAUCUAGCUCAGGUUGCUGAAUUUGGGCAGAACCUUGGCAAGCUUGAGUCUGAUUUGCAGGCUGCUCUGGUAUUCUUGAAGAAGAAGGAAGAGGAUCUACAAGAUGCCGAGAGAAAAGUGCUGCUGGAGUACAAUGAAUUAAGUCGUGCAAGAGUGGAGUUAGAGAACCGAGAGGAAGAAAUUGCUGCUGCUAGUUCUAAGCAGGAAAAACUGGAAGAUGAACUACGACUGGCUAAUCUUUCUCUAGCCUCUCGAGCUAUGGAAAUCGAGGAUCUAAAGUUUCGUCUCAAGGAUAGAGAUCAUGAGAUUGCUGCUGCCCAGAUGGCUUUAUCGUUGAAAGAGGGUGAACUAAACAAAAUGAAGAAUGAUUUGAUAAAGAAGAGCGAGGAAGCUGCCAAUGCUGAAUCAGAACUUAGAUCCAAGUCUCAGCUUCUUGAUGAAGCAAAUGACAUCGUCAACAGACAAAAGGCUGAAAUUCAAGAUCUCCAGAUGAUGAUUCAAGAGAAAGAGAAAGAGUUAAACGUUUCUUUGAUGAUGCAGAAAACUGAAGAGGAUAAUCUUAAAGUUUCUGAGGCCAAUUUGGAAAAACAGACCAUAAAAUGGCUUGUAGCACAGGAAGAGUUGAAGAAAUUAGCAGAGGCAACAUCAAAGCAUAGUGGUGAAGGAAAUGAAACGUUCGAGGAUUUUAGAAGAGUGAGAAGGUUUCUUUCUGAUGUUAGGUCUGAGUUGCUAUCAUCACGGCAAGCCCUGACUUCUUCAAGGCAGAAAAUGAAAGAUCAGGAAAGACUAUUAGAAGAGCAGCUGAAAGAACUUGAUGAACAAAGGAGUGGUGUCAUGUCUUACAUGACAAACUUGAAAGAUGCUCAAAUUGAGGUAGAGAGUGAGAAGCAGAAACUCAGUCUCGCUGAGGCUCAGAAAAAAGUACUUGAAAGGGAUUUAUCCCGUGAAAAAGAGCUCGUUCAAGAGUUGCAGAAUGAAUUGAAUAAAGAGAGAUCAUCUCUACAAGAAGCAAUUGAGGAGAUGUCUUCUAUGCAGCGGGAGCUAGACCUAAAGAAGACGCAAUUUGUGGAAGUUCAGAAUCUUCUUCAGGUUAAAGAGUCAGAAUUAGUAGAAGCGAGAUUAGAGAUUCAGCACUUUAAGUCUGAGCAUGCCUCUCUUCAGCUUAUGUUGGAAGAAAAAGAUUCAGAACUAUUAAACACGAGAAAAAUGUUUGAUGAGCUAAAACGGGAGAUCACUGAACUAAGGAUGCUUUUGAAAAGUAAAGAAGACAAACUAAUACAGGCAACGACUGUGCUAAAGGAGAGAGACGAAGAAGUCCAGACAAUGCACCAUGAAUUAAAGGACACUAAACUAAAAUUUUCAGAAGCUGAAACCGUUGUUGAGCGCAUCUUGGAGCUGACAAACAAACUGGUUAUUUCCAGUAAGGACGAUCAAUGUGAUUUGUUGACCCAAGUCAGUGACAUUGAUCGGAAUCACUUGCCCCAGCUACUGGAGAAACCUGCAAAUAGUUUUAAGUGGCAGAAAAGGCAUCUCGAAAAUGAGCUUGAACUUACCAGGGAAAACCUCAGGACUAAAGAUAUGGAAGUUCUUGCAGCACAAAGAUCUCUUAAACUCAAGGAGGAGGAGCUCAAAUUGGCUCUAGAAAAAUUGGAUGCUCGAGAGAAGGAACUAAGAAGAAUGAAGGACGAAAUGACACAAGAAAGUGAUGAACUGAAGCAGCUUUACACUUUGGUGCAGGAAAGAGUCGGUGAAGGGAGCCAAGGAGACCUUGCAGUUGAUAAACUUCAGCUAGAAGCAGCUCAACUCGAAGUUGAAGCUGCAACUAGCGCCCUGCAAGUGCUCUCAGAAAUGAGUCGGGAUCUCUUGAGUAAAGCCAGCUCGAGUCUUGACACCGACUAUUCUGGUAACGGUUCACUGCACCAUACCUCUGAAUCUAAUCCAAUUCUAAUCAACAAUAGCGAGUGUCUUGCUGAAGUUCAUGCUGAAGUUGCUCAGCUUUCAGCUCUGACAGAGCAGCUUGUACGAGAGGCAGGUAUUUUAGGUAAAGUGCACUAAUAAUAGAGGCAAUAGCAUCCAUCCUGGUUACUUCUUUGUGUAUAUAUCUAUGGUUAGCACAUAUGCAUGGAGUUUUCCUUUUGUAGUUUUUGAAUGCAGUCUUGUUUGCUAUUAUGCCACUUGACAUACUUUAUUUUGUUCCUAGUUUGAGGUGCCUGAUUAUAUCAUACAAGAAAUAACGUUCAAGUAUU
Ipomoea nil (Japanese morning glory) is the source of this 2814-nucleotide messenger RNA. RefSeq names its product myosin-9. The coding region runs from base 293 to 2623 and encodes 776 amino acids. Lineage: Eukaryota; Viridiplantae; Streptophyta; Magnoliopsida; Solanales; Convolvulaceae. Gene Ontology annotation, biological process: reciprocal meiotic recombination. The record is from RefSeq and is a predicted model, not a curated record. The transcript has 2 exons.